AUGUACCGGUCAGCUGGAGCCCUGGGGCCCUCCACCUCUGCCCCCAGCCUGCCCGCGCGGGCGUCUGUACCAUCUGCACGACAGUGCGCACGCCGUGCAUCGGUAUGCACCCGUGCAUCCGCCUCCACCGCUCCAGGAGACAUCCGCUCCAACGCCGUCCUGAGGGCUCGCGCGGAGGGCACGUUCCGCGCAGAGUACGUCCCCUUUGCCGACAUCGCCUCGGGCACCGUGGGCAAGGAGACCUACUCUUUGGAUGACGUGGUCUACCGCGCCAUGGACGGGGGCCUGCUAGACGUCAAGCACGACUUCGAGGCCCUGGCCAAGUACGAUGCCAAGUACUGGAAGACCCUGUUUGACGGGCGGGUGGGCACCGCCAGGUGGCCCCACGGCUCCGGCGUCUGGUCCAAGAAGGAGUGGGUACUGCCGCAAAUCUCCGACGACGACAUCGUCAGCAUGUUCGAGGGGAACAGCAACCUGUUCUGGGCGGAGCGCUUCGGCCGCCAGAUCGGAAUGAGCGACCUGUGGGUGAAGCAGUGCGGCAACUCCCACACCGGCUCCUUCAAGGACCUGGGCAUGACGGUGCUGGUGAGCCAGGUGAACCGGCUGUCCAAGCUGCGCCCGGAGUCGGUGCAGGCAGUGGGGUGCGCCAGCACUGGCGACACCUCCGCCGCGCUGUCCGCCUACUGCGCGGCGGCGGGCAUCCCCUCCAUCGUCUUCCUGCCCGCCGACAAGAUCUCGCUGGCCCAGCUGGUGCAGCCCAUCGCCAACGGCGCGCUGGUGCUGUCCAUCGACACCGACUUUGACGGCUGCAUGCGCCUGAUCCAGGAGGUCACCGCCGCCAGCCCCAUCUACUUGGCCAACUCCAUGAACAGCCUGCGGCUGGAGGGGCAGAAAACGGCGGCCAUCGAGAUCCUGCAGCAGUUUGACUGGGAGGUCCCCGACUGGCUCAUCAUCCCGGGCGGCAACCUGGGCAACGUCUACGCCUUCUACAAGGGCUUCAAGCUGGCCCGCGACCUGGGCCUCACCGACCGCCUCCCUCGCCUGGUGGUGGCCCAGGCGCGCAACGCCAACCCGCUGUACCGCGCGUACCGCGACGGCUGGGGCACCUUUGCCCCCGUCAAGGCGCAGACCACCUUUGCCAGCGCCAUCCAGAUUGGGGACCCGGUGUCGGUGCACCGCGCCAUCCUGGCGCUGGAGGCCUGCGAUGGCAUCGUGGAGGAGGCCAGCGAGGAGGAGCUGAUGGACGCCGCCGCGCGCGCCGACCUCACCGGCAUGUUCAACUGCCCCCACACCGGGGUGGCGCUGGCCGCGCUGCUCAAGCUGCGCGAGCGCGGCGUCAUCGCCCCCUCCGACCGCACCGUCGUCGUGUCCACAGCGCACGGCCUCAAGUUCACGCAGUCCAAGACCGCCUACCACGCCGCCGAGAUACAGGGGCUGAGCAGCAGGUACGCCAACCCCCCCGUCACGGUGCGGGAGGACCUGGGCUCCGUCAUGGACGCCAUCCGCACCAAAUUUGCCAAGCUGUGA
Messenger RNA from Auxenochlorella protothecoides, 1527 nucleotides. RefSeq names its product Threonine synthase, chloroplastic. Gene Ontology annotation, biological process: L-cysteine biosynthetic process. Lineage: Eukaryota; Viridiplantae; Chlorophyta; Trebouxiophyceae; Chlorellales; Chlorellaceae. The coding region runs from base 1 to 1527 and encodes 508 amino acids. Gene Ontology annotation, molecular function: threonine synthase activity. Gene Ontology annotation, cellular component: cytoplasm. The record is from RefSeq and is a predicted model, not a curated record. The transcript has 3 exons.